Molecule: messenger RNA, 542 nt
Organism: Pterocles gutturalis (yellow-throated sandgrouse)
Lineage: Eukaryota; Metazoa; Chordata; Aves; Pterocliformes; Pteroclidae
Product: fibroblast growth factor 12
Exons: 2
Biological process (GO): positive regulation of protein phosphorylation; regulation of cell migration; positive regulation of cell population proliferation
Cellular component (GO): cytoplasm
Molecular function (GO): fibroblast growth factor receptor binding; growth factor activity
Source: RefSeq, a predicted model, not a curated record
GAUGUUUUCACGCCAGAGUGCAAAUUUAAGGAAUCUGUCUUUGAAAACUACUACGUUAUUUAUUCUUCCACGCUGUACCGGCAGCAAGAAUCCGGCCGAGCGUGGUUCCUGGGACUCAAUAAAGAAGGUCAAAUUAUGAAGGGAAACCGAGUGAAAAAAACCAAGCCCUCAUCACAUUUUGUACCCAAACCCAUUGAAGUGUGCAUGUACAGAGAGCCAUCGCUGCAUGAAAUUGGAGAAAAACAAGGACGCUCCAGAAAAAGUUCAGGGACGCCAACCAUGAACGGAGGCAAAGUUGUUAACCAAGACUCGACAUAGCUGAUAAAUACCCUCCCUUCUUCCAACUUCUCCCCUCCCACCCACCUACCCAAACCACACUGAGAUGACGACAGCUGAGCAAGGCAGGACCUACCGGUAGUGGCUAGGAGUCUGAACUCCAGAAUCUUUUCUUUGUGUAGGACGAGGAGAUCGAACCCCAGAUCCUGCCUGUUGCAACGUUUUAAAAAACAAACAAACAAACAAAAAGUGAAGAAAAAAAAAUG